Molecule: messenger RNA, 1313 nt
Organism: Nanorana parkeri
Lineage: Eukaryota; Metazoa; Chordata; Amphibia; Anura; Dicroglossidae
Product: desmoplakin-like
Exons: 10
Coding region: 48-1109 (353 amino acids)
Source: RefSeq, a predicted model, not a curated record
CUGAGGUGUGUAGAACUCAAGUCUCCCGUUUCCAUCGUAUCCAGGGCAUGUUAAAUUGGCUACAGACCCAGCUAAAGGCUGCUCAAAAUGGUGGAACACUUUCAAGUCACCAGGACUACGCCUCAGAACAGCAGGAACUGGUACGGGAGCUCAUCAGGACUCUGAAAUUUAAGGAAGAACUCCUGGAGGACUGUCUGACCUUGAUGUUGACACUGCCGCUGGCCUCGGAUUCAGACGGGGAUCUCAUCACAGAUUUCGUGGAGAAGUUGAAAGCGAGGGAGGAGCAGAUAAAGAAAGAAGGGGAGGAGCUAGCUGAGAGCAAGCGCCAAAGAGACGCAGAAGUCGCACGUUUACAGGAAGAGAUGAGAGCGAGGGAGGAGGACAUAACGCGGCUGACAAAGGUGCUCCGGGAGAAUCAGGACACCAUCACGGAUCUGCGUGACGUCCUGGGGGAAAAGGACUUCACCAUCCAGCAUCUGGAGGUGGCCCUGGACUCUGCCAUACGAUCAGCUGCAUCUCAGGACGCCCUGCGCCUGGCCGCUCUGCGGGAGAAGGACUCCCUGAUCACAGCAGUACAAGGAGCACUGAGCAGCAGCAAUCAAGAUGUGGAGGCCCUGGCGGACUCCCUGCUGUCUCAAGGACUGGAUGACUUCAGCGGCUCUCUCCCCGGUCUGUCUGCCCCUAACCCUCUGCUAGCCCAGCUACAAGAGAAGGGUUGCCUCCUGUCCCAGGCCCACGCCGACAGCCAGAAGCAGAGCGUCCAGCACCAGCGAGACAUCCAGGAUCUACUGAACGCUCUGAACGAGUGCCAGACGCUGCUCCAGGAACAGCUGCGGCACUGUAAAACCCGCCUGCAGGAUGCGGCGCAGGAGAAGAAGAUGCUGAAAGAGUCUCUGCUGGCAAAGGAAGCCGAGCUGAGAACCCAGAAACAGCGACACAACUCCGACCUGUGCCAGGCCCAGGCCGACCUGCUGCAGCUCCAUGACUCGGCCAGAGAGAGGGACCAGGCCACCAAGAAAAUGCUGCUAGAUACUCACAAUAGGGAUCAGACCAUCAAGGGACUUCAGGAGCGGCUGAUCCUGAGCUGUGGGAUGAGAGACACUCUGUAAGGUGAGAGAUCCUGGGACUAUUCUGCUGAGGACUCAUCAGUGCUAUGACCCGUUUCCAAUAUGGAUCAAGGAGCGACUCGCCAUCCUCAUCGUCGCCUGCCCAAGACGUGGUUGGGUUCUGAGUGGUACUGUGGCCUCAUCUCAUCUGCUAUUACAGGGGUGGGCAACCUCUGCACUCCAGCUGUGCUGAUACUACAAAUCCCA